AUGUCUUAUUUAUUGCCACAUUUAAAAAACGGAUGGGAAGUUGAUUAAGCAAUACUUCACGAAGAAGAAAGAUUGGUAAUAAUAAGAUUUGGACAUGAUUGGGAUCCAGAAUGUAUGAAAAUGGAUGAAAUAUUAUAUAAGGUAGCCGAAAAAAUAAAAAAUUUCGCAGUAAUAUAUUUAGUUGAUAUAACAAAAGUUCCCGAUUUUAACACAAUGUAUGAAUUAUAUGACCCAGUAACUGUUAUGUUCUUUUUUAGAAAUAAACAUAUGAUGAUUGAUUUAGGUACUGGUAAUAAUAAUAAAAUUAAUUGGGCUAUGAAUAAUAAAUAGGAAUUUAUUGAUAUAUGCGAAAUUGUUUAUAGAGGGGCUAGAAAAGGAAAAGGUUUAGUUAUUGCACCAAAAGAUUAUUCUACUAAAUAUAAAUAUUGA
Molecule: messenger RNA, 429 nt
Organism: Ichthyophthirius multifiliis
Lineage: Eukaryota; Ciliophora; Oligohymenophorea; Hymenostomatida
Product: mitosis protein DIM1, putative
Exons: 1
Biological process (GO): mRNA splicing, via spliceosome
Cellular component (GO): spliceosomal complex; U4/U6 x U5 tri-snRNP complex; U5 snRNP
Source: RefSeq, a predicted model, not a curated record